Peromyscus eremicus (cactus mouse) is the source of this 416-nucleotide messenger RNA. Its product is annotated as large ribosomal subunit protein eL19-like. The record is from RefSeq and is a predicted model, not a curated record. Gene Ontology annotation, cellular component: cytosolic large ribosomal subunit; ribosome. The transcript has a single exon. Gene Ontology annotation, molecular function: RNA binding; structural constituent of ribosome. Lineage: Eukaryota; Metazoa; Chordata; Mammalia; Rodentia; Cricetidae. The coding region runs from base 3 to 416 and encodes 137 amino acids. Gene Ontology annotation, biological process: translation.
CCAUGAGUAUGCUCAGGCUACAGAAGAGGCUUGCCUCUAGCGUCCUCCGCUGUGGGAAGAAGAAGGUCUGGUUGGACCCCAAUGAGACCAAUGAAAUCGCCAAUGCCAACUCCCGUCAGCAGAUCCGGAAGCUGAUCAAGGAUGGGCUGAUCAUCCGAAAGCCUGUGACUGUACAUUCCCGGGCUCGAUGCCGGAAAAACACUUUGGCUCGACGGAAGGGCAGGCAUAUGGGCAUAGGGAAGCGGAAGGGUACUGCCAACGCUCGGAUGCCUGAGAAGGUGACCUGGAUGAGAAGGAUGCGGAUCCUGCGCCGACUUCUCAGGAGAUACCGUGAAUCCAAGAAGAUUGACCGCCAUAUGUAUCACAGCCUGCAUCUUUUUAAAUUCUACAGGUUGAAAAACUUAGCUUGUAAAUGA